Molecule: messenger RNA, 2193 nt
Organism: Rodentolepis nana
Lineage: Eukaryota; Metazoa; Platyhelminthes; Cestoda; Cyclophyllidea; Hymenolepididae
Source: the annotation of a GenBank genome assembly
AUGAACGGCACAGUUGCCAUACUUGAUGCUGGUGCUCAAUAUUGCAAGGUUAUCGAUCGGCGUGUGCGAGAGUUACAAGUACAAUCGGAAAUAUUGCCCCUGAAUACACCACUCAAGGAAAUUAAGCAUCGUGGCUUUAAGGCUAUUAUAAUAUCCGGUGGCCCAGGUUCAGUUUUAGAUGAUGAUAUCUCCGCAUUUGAUAGUCAAAUCAUUAAAGGCGAUUUGCCAGUACUAGGAAUUUGUUAUGGCAUGCAGCUUAUGAAUUUCUUAGCUGGUGGUAAAGUUGAACGUGCUACGGGCCGAAGAGAUGGACAAUUUACUGUAAAUCUUGACACAAAAAACCCUCUAUUUAGUGGUUUAGAGUCAGAAGAAAAGGUACUUCUUACCCACGGUGACCAUUGCGUAAAGGUGCCUGAUAAUUAUGAGAUUAUUGGAAAAGAGGGUGAUGGAAUAAUUGCUAUUUCCAACUCAACCCUUAAUCUUUAUGCGGUUCAGUUUCAUCCAGAAGUGAAUUUGACACUCAACGGAAGUGUUAUUCUUAAAAACUUUCUGUUUGAUAUCUCCAAACUUGAGCCCAACUUUAAAAUUGAAGACCGCCUUGAGGAGUGUAUCAGAAACAUGAAACAAGCUGCUGGUGAUAGAAAAGUUCUGUUUAUGCUUAGCGGAGGUACUGAUUCAACUGUAUGUGCAGCUAUCGGACACAAAGCCCUUAAACCCGAACAAAUAACCGCUAUCCACAUUAACAACGGAUUCAUGAGGAAGAAGGAAUCAGAGUCCACAGUUGAGGCACUGAACAAGCUUGGUCUUAAUGUCAGGUAUGUCGAUGCUAGUUUACGAUUCCAAACCGGAAUGACCACCUACCAGGUUGCAGUCGACACCUCUGCUCUAGCGCCUGCUAGUCUCCUUUCAAAAUCUUCACAGUGCUCUAGUACUUCAGGAGAAGGGGUGGAAUCUCCAAACACAAUGGAAGUAGAUGGAAACGAGAACUACAAUUCUAACUCCGUUUCGAACUCUUCUAAGUCGCCCAUACAAGGGGGUGUAGUUGCCCACAAGGAGAUUCGUAAUAUCCCUAUUGGUCCUCUAAACCUGCACGUUGUCAGUCCCGAGGAAAAGCGUCAAAUCAUUGGGGAUACCUUCAUUCGUGUGGCAGAAGAAACUUGGAAGCAGCUGAAACUGAAUCCCGAUGAGUUCCUUCUAUGUCAAGGCACGCUGAGACCGGACCUGAUUGAAUCUGCAGCUUUGUCGGUUACUAAUAAAGCAGAUGUUAUUAAGACUCACCAUAACGUUUCAAAUCUUGUUAAAAAACUUUCUCAACAAGGUCGUGUUAUUGAGCCCCUUGCUGAUUUCCAUAAAGAUGAAGUUCGUAAUCUUGGAAGACUUCUAAAUCUCCCAGAGGAGAUUGUUGCUCGUCAUCCUUUCCCUGGACCUGGUCUCUCUAUUCGUAUCUUGUGUGCCAGUGAACCUUACUGUGAACGUGAUUUCCCUGAGACAACGAGCUUGGUCAAAAUGAUUGCUGGCUAUGAGUCAAUGUCUAAGAAGAUGCAUGCUUUGCUGAACAAGAUAAACGAAGCAAUCUCCCCAUCAGAACAAAUUAGACUGAGAGAAAUAACUGCUGAUGGCGCAUUGACGGCUCACGUUUUGCCCAUCCGUUCUGUUGGUGUUCAGGGAGAUUGUAGAUCAUAUAGCUACGUUUGUGCUCUUUCCUCGGAUCAGGCACCUGACUGGGAUUCUCUCUUCUUCAUGGCUCACAUCAUCCCUCGUAUAUGCCAUAACAUUAACAGAGUUGUUUAUGCAUUUGGACCUCGUAUUACCACCUCGGUGUCUGAAAUUACUGUCACCUACCUUCGUGAACCAGUUAUUGAGACGCUGAGAGAGGUCGAUUAUCGUGUCAAUGCAGUCCUUUUGGAGGAGGGUUGUAUUAACCGUGUGGCUCAGAUGCCCGUUGUCCUAAUCCCAAUUCAUUUUGAUCGGGAUCCGGGCAACAUGAUGGCCUCCUCAUCCAUUCUUCGCUCGGUGGUACUGAGACCUUUCCUUACUUCAGACUUUAUGACUGGUUUGCCGUGUAGACCUGGAGUUGAUAUACCUCUUUCGGUCAUCGAUAAGAUGGUUAAGGCUGCUUCGGAAGUGCCCGGAAUUUCUCGUGUCCUCUAUGAUUUGACGGCAAAACCUCCGGCUACAACUGAGUGGGAAUAG